Molecule: messenger RNA, 2488 nt
Organism: Emys orbicularis (European pond turtle)
Lineage: Eukaryota; Metazoa; Chordata; Testudines; Emydidae
Gene: CPSF2
Product: cleavage and polyadenylation specific factor 2
Exons: 14
Coding region: 1-2352 (783 amino acids)
Biological process (GO): mRNA 3'-end processing by stem-loop binding and cleavage
Cellular component (GO): mRNA cleavage and polyadenylation specificity factor complex
Molecular function (GO): RNA binding
Source: RefSeq, a predicted model, not a curated record
AUGACCUCCAUUAUCAAAUUGACUACGCUCUCAGGGGUUCAGGAGGAAUCUGCUCUCUGCUAUCUGCUGCAGGUAGACGAGUUUCGUUUUUUAUUGGACUGUGGCUGGGAUGAGAAUUUUUCAAUGGAUAUCAUUGAUUCUCUAAGGAAAUAUGUACACCAGGUUGAUGCAGUGCUACUUUCUCACCCUGAUCCUCUACAUCUUGGUGCUCUCCCAUAUGCAGUUGGAAAAAUGGGUUUAAAUUGUGCUAUUUAUGCAACCAUUCCUGUGUAUAAAAUGGGACAAAUGUUUAUGUAUGAUCUCUAUCAGUCUCGCCACAAUACAGAAGAUUUCACUCUCUUUACAUUGGAUGAUGUAGAUGCAGCUUUUGAUAAAAUACAGCAGCUCAAGUUCUCUCAGAUUGUGAACUUGAAAGGGAAAGGGCAUGGUCUUUCUAUUACACCACUGCCGGCUGGUCACAUGAUAGGAGGCACAAUUUGGAAGAUUGUCAAAGAUGGAGAAGAAGAAAUUGUAUAUGCUGUUGACUUCAACCACAAGAGGGAGAUCCAUUUAAAUGGAUGUUCUCUGGAAAUGUUGAGCAGGCCUUCGCUGCUUAUCACAGAUUCCUUUAAUGCUACUUAUGUACAACCCAGACGGAAGCAAAGAGAUGAACAACUGUUAACCAAUGUCUUGGAGACGUUGCGAGGUGAUGGAAAUGUGUUAAUAGCCGUGGAUACAGCAGGCAGAGUUCUGGAACUUGCCCAACUUCUUGAUCAGAUUUGGAGAACAAAAGAUGCAGGAUUAGGAGUCUACUCUUUAGCACUUUUAAAUAAUGUCAGCUACAAUGUAGUGGAGUUUUCUAAAUCACAGGUUGAAUGGAUGAGUGACAAACUGAUGAGGUGUUUUGAAGACAAGAGGAACAAUCCAUUUCAAUUCCGCCAUCUCUCAUUAUGUCAUGGUCUUUCUGACCUGGCUCGAGUGCCUAGCCCAAAAGUCGUGCUUGCCAGCCAGCCUGAUUUGGAAUGUGGGUUUUCAAGAGAUCUCUUUAUACAGUGGUGUCAGGAUUCCAAAAACUCUGUCAUUUUAACUUAUAGGACCACACCUGGGACACUAGCACGAUUUCUUAUAGAUAACCCUUCUGAAAAAGUUAUAGAUAUAGAGUUGAGGAAACGUGUCAAACUUGAAGGGAAGGAACUUGAGGAGUACCUAGAAAAGGAGAAACUAAAGAAAGAAGCAGCUAAAAAGUUAGAACAGUCCAAAGAGGUAGAUAUUGAUUCCAGUGAUGAGAGUGAUGUUGAAGAGGAUAUUGAUCAGCCAUCAGUGCAUAAAACUAAACAUGACUUGAUGAUGAAAGGUGAAGGAAGCCGAAAAGGAAGCUUCUUCAAACAGGCCAAGAAGUCUUAUCCGAUGUUUCCAGCCCCAGAAGAAAGAAUUAAAUGGGAUGAAUACGGGGAGAUUAUCAAGCCUGAGGAUUUCCUAGUUCCAGAGCUUCAAGCAACUGAAGAAGAAAAGAGUAAAUUAGAAUCUGGUCUGACAAAUGGAGAUGAGCCUAUGGACCAAGAUUUAUCAGAUGUUCCUACCAAAUGUAUUUCAGCAACAGAAUCAAUGGAAAUAAAAGCCAGAGUUACAUACAUAGACUAUGAAGGACGCUCAGAUGGUGACUCCAUUAAAAAAAUCAUUAACCAGAUGAAGCCACGACAGUUGAUCAUUGUCCAUGGUCCACCUGAGGCCAGCCAGGACCUUUCAGAGUCUUGCAGAGCUUUUGGUGGGAAAGAUAUUAAAGUUUAUAUGCCUAAACUGCAUGAAACUGUAGAUGCAACCAGUGAGACUCACAUCUAUCAGGUCAGGUUAAAAGAUUCUCUGGUCAGCUCCCUUCAGUUCUGUAAAGCGAAAGAUGCAGAACUAGCUUGGAUAGAUGGUGUCCUGGACAUGCGGGUUUCAAAAGUGGACACCGGAGUCAUUCUGGAAGAAGGAGAGCUGAGAGAAGAUGGAGAAGACUUGGAAAUGCAAGUGGAUAUGCCUUCUUCUGACUCCAGUGUUAUUGCACAGCAAAAGGCUAUGAAGAGUUUGUUUGAUGAUGAUGAUAAGGAAAUAUGUGAGGAGAGUGAGAUCAUUCCUACUCUAGAACCACUGCCACCACAUGAGGUUAUUGGACAUCAGUCUGUUUUCAUGAAUGAGCCAAGACUGUCUGAUUUUAAACAAGUUCUUCUGCGAGAAGGAAUUCAAGCUGAAUUUGUAGGAGGGGUGCUUGUGUGCAACAACCUAGUGGCUGUUCGUAGGACUGAAACAGGGCGCAUUGGAUUGGAAGGCUGUCUUUGCCAGGACUUCUAUAGAAUAAGAGAUCUUUUAUACGAGCAAUAUGCCAUUGUCUAAAGGAGAUGCUGUGAAGAUGAUGUCUUUACUUGAACUUUAAAAGAUAGUGGAGAUUUCUACCUUUUUAUUUUUGUGGGUAUCUUUUUGUAGUUUUCUAAUUUCUACAGAGAAUACUGAUUCUUCAGAAAAGUUAGAC